AUGGGAGGAGACCCAUCAAACGAUGAUGUCGACGCUCUCCCAUACGACAACCAUGUUAGUCACAGAGACGAACGUGGCUCGAAAGGUCCAGGCCUCAAUGAUAGCGUGAUUAGGCUGCAGCAAGAUCUACCGAUUGGAGUGUCGCCACUUCUCCUUGCUUGGUGGUCCCAGAAUACCCGCAUAGGCUUGUCUCAAGGCGCUCAAGCUACUCUCAAUAUCCACCAGAUUCACAACAGUGUUAAGGACGUAGGCAUAAAGGGCUCCGAAGACCUAUGCUAUGCCACUUUCAUCCAAAUCGAUUGUAUCACGGUUGCAAUGGGCAUCACUCCGAGUACUACAAUCUUGCCCGAGGUGUGGAGCUUUGUCAUAUUGGCGCAACCGCAACGCGUCUCUCGCGAUUUUGGGUGGAAGAAAACAUCCGAUGACAUGAACAGUCAUGGGUAUCAUUGGAAACUAGGCAAAGGUUCCGACGAGAUCCGUGUUCUCUCGGAACCUCCUACCCAUGACUACAACCCCGCAGGAAAAACCGUUCCAGUUCUCUCUGCUUCCUCAAUUCCAGGUCUCAAUACCCUCAACCAAGAGGUCGCCUGUCUACCGUCAGAUCCCUCUCUGAAAUCUCGCGCUCCAGUCACUAGUGAAGACUGCGCACCCAUCAUAACCCAGAUGAAAAACCUAGGCUAUGGGCAGCGUACAUGGGACCUUGGGUACGACUACCAUUGGAAUGACUUCUCGCAAAGCCCGUGCGUGGUGGAGCUAGGAAGCACGGGCUACGGAGUUGAUGUUUUUCACAGGGAUGAUGUUAUUGAUGCAGCGGAGGCUGUGUUGAAUGCUUGCACACAUAGCGAGAGUGUCGAUCAGCAGGGUGAGUUUGUUCCUGGUCAUAGUGAUUGUACUUUCGGGGGAGCGGUUGGGAUAGUGAAUCAGGCGUCGUGGUUUGUAGCGAUUUUCGGCAUCGGGACCGCAGCGGGAGAUGACGAGCAAAGCUCAUCCGGAGACGAUGAGCCGUCCUGA
This is a messenger RNA of Bacidia gigantensis, 1011 nucleotides long. RefSeq lists its product as uncharacterized. Bases 1 to 1011 code for a protein of 336 amino acids. The record is from RefSeq and is a predicted model, not a curated record. The transcript has 3 exons. NCBI's taxonomy places the organism in Eukaryota, Fungi, Ascomycota, Lecanoromycetes, Lecanorales, Ramalinaceae.